Molecule: messenger RNA, 6051 nt
Organism: Periophthalmus magnuspinnatus
Lineage: Eukaryota; Metazoa; Chordata; Actinopteri; Gobiiformes; Gobiidae
Gene: ap1b1
Product: adaptor related protein complex 1 subunit beta 1
Exons: 22
Coding region: 119-2962 (947 amino acids)
Biological process (GO): intracellular protein transport; vesicle-mediated transport
Cellular component (GO): clathrin adaptor complex; membrane coat
Molecular function (GO): clathrin binding
Source: RefSeq, a predicted model, not a curated record
GACACCGGGAGAACGCGGAAGUGUGUGCGGGAGGAGGACCAAGCAGAGGCCGUGUACUGUCACACUUCAUCCCGUUACCGACGCUGUUGUCACGGAAAACCGCCAGUUUGGAUCCAAGAUGACAGACUCCAAGUACUUCACCACCACCAAGAAAGGGGAGAUCUUUGAGCUGAAGGCCGAGCUCAACAGUGACAAGAAGGAGAAGAAGAAGGAGGCGGUGAAGAAGGUGAUCGCCUCUAUGACUGUGGGCAAGGAUGUCAGUGCUCUGUUCCCUGAUGUGGUGAACUGCAUGCAGACAGACAACCUGGAGCUGAAGAAGCUGGUGUACCUCUACCUCAUGAACUACGCCAAGAGCCAGCCCGACAUGGCUAUCAUGGCUGUCAACACCUUUGUAAAGGACUGCGAGGACCCUAACCCCCUGAUCCGUGCCCUAGCUGUGCGCACCAUGGGCUGUAUCCGAGUGGAUAAGAUCACUGAGUACCUGUGUGAGCCCCUGAGGAAGUGUCUGAAGGACGAAGACCCCUAUGUGAGGAAGACUGCCGCUGUGUGUGUGGCCAAGCUCCAUGACAUCAACGCUCAGCUGGUAGAGGACCAGGGCUUCCUCGACACUCUCAAGGACCUCAUCUCCGACUCCAACCCCAUGGUGGUGGCUAAUGCGGUGGCUGCUCUGUCAGAGAUUGCAGAGUCUCAUCCCAACAGUAACCUGCUGGACCUAAACCCUCAGACCAUCAAUAAGCUGCUGACUGCCCUCAAUGAGUGCACCGAGUGGGGCCAGAUCUUCAUCCUGGACUGUCUGGCCAACUACACACCCCGAGAUGACCGCGAGUCCCAGAGCAUCUGUGAGCGUGUGACUCCCCGGCUCUCUCAUGCCAACUCGGCCGUGGUGCUGUCGGCCGUCAAAGUGCUGAUGAAGUUCAUGGAGAUGCUGCCCAAAGACCUGGACUACUACGGGACCCUGCUGAAAAAGCUGGCCCCUCCUCUGGUCACUCUGCUGUCGGCAGAGCCUGAGCUACAGUACGUGGCCCUUAGGAACAUCAACCUCAUCGUGCAGAGAAGGCCAGAAAUCCUGAAACAUGAGAUGAAGGUUUUUUUUGUUAAGUACAACGAUCCCAUAUAUGUUAAACUGGAGAAGCUGGACAUCAUGAUUCGACUAGCCUCUCAGGCUAAUAUCGCUCAGGUGCUGGCAGAGCUGAAGGAGUAUGCCACCGAGGUGGACGUGGAUUUUGUACGAAAGGCGGUCAGAGCCAUUGGCCGCUGUGCCAUUAAAGUGGAGCAAUCAGCAGAGCGCUGUGUGAGCACGCUGCUAGACCUGAUCCAGACCAAGGUCAACUACGUGGUGCAGGAGGCCAUUGUGGUUAUCAAGGACAUCUUCCGCAAAUAUCCCAACAAGUAUGAGAGUGUGAUUGCCACCCUUUGUGAAAACCUGGACUCUCUGGAUGAGCCGGAGGCCCGGGCAGCCAUGAUCUGGAUCGUUGGAGAGUACGCAGAGAGGAUUGACAAUGCAGAUGAGCUGCUGGAGAGCUUUCUGGAGGGCUUCCACGACGAGAGCACCCAGGUGCAGUUACAGCUGCUGACAGGCAUCGUCAAACUCUUCCUGAAGAAGCCCACAGAGACACAGGAACUGGUGCAGCAGGUGCUCAGUCUGGCCACUCAGGAUUCCGAUAAUCCGGACCUGAGGGACCGUGGCUACAUCUACUGGCGCUUGCUGUCCACAGACCCAGUGGCUGCGAAAGAGGUGGUGCUGGCCGAGAAGCCCCUGAUUUCUGAAGAGACAGACCUGAUCGAGCCCACCCUCCUGGAGGAACUCAUCUGCCACAUCGGCACCCUGGCCUCCGUGUACCAUAAGCCCCCCAGUGCCUUCGUGGAGGGUAGCCGCGGAGUGCAGCACAAGAGGCUCCCGGGCAGCGCUGGAUCUGGAGAGAGUGUGGAGAGCCCAGAGCCAGUCUCUGCAGCAGUCCCUGAGGCCACACCCUCUGUCAUCCCCUCACAAGAGGACCUCCUGGGGGACCUACUGAACCUGGAUCUGACCCCCCCCACCACCACAGGCCCCCCACCCCCCUCCUCUGGCCUGCAGAUGGGAGCCAUGGACCUUCUGGGCGGAGGCCUGGACAGCCUGCUUGGUGGAGAUCUUGGGGGGAAUCCUGCUAUGGGACCAGGAUUUGCCGCCCCUCCCUCAUCAAUGCCCCAGUCCUUCCCUGCUCCUGCCAGCAGAGGGCUGGAUGACCUGUUUGAUCUCAGCGGAGGGGUCGGAAUUCCAGCAGGAGCCUACUGUCCACCCAAAACAGUCUGGCUUCCUGCUGUGAAGGGCAAAGGUUUGGAGAUCUCUGGGACCUUCACCCGCAGAUCUGGGGUCAUCCAGAUGGAGAUGACUCUGACCAACAAGGCUAUGUCUGUCAUGACUGACUUUGCCAUCCAGUUUAACAGAAACAGCUUCGGCCUGGCUCCUGCAGGGCCUCUCCAGGUGCUGACUCCUCUGAGCCCAAACCAAAACAUUGAGGUGGCUCUGCCACUCAACACUCUGGGCCCCAUCAUGAAGAUGGAGCCUCUCAACAACCUUCAGGUGGCUGUAAAGAACAACAUUGACGUCUUCUACUUCAGCUGCCAGUACCCCAUGAGUGUGCUUUUCAGCGAGGAUGGGAAGAUGGAGAGUAAAGUAUUCCUGGUCACAUGGAAAGACAUCCCCAAUGAUAACGAGGCCCAAUUCCAGAUUAAAGACUGCCACCUCAAUUCGGAUGCUGCCUCUAACAAGCUCCAAGGCAGCAACGUGUUCACCAUCGCCAAAAGGACAGUGGAAGGUCAGGACAUGCUGUACCAGUCCCUCAAACUCACCAACGGCAUCUGGGUCCUGGCCGAGCUCAAGGUGCAGACUGGAAACCCCACUUUUACAGUAUCGCUCAAGUGCAGAGCCACAGAAGUGCCCCAGGCGGUGUUCCAGAGCUACGAGGCCAUCUUGAAGAACUGAAGGCCACCCCCUCCCACUGUCUUGCCCACUUUCUCAAACCAGAGCCCUACUGGAGAGCAUCUACCCCAGCUCCGUCUGUCCCAUGACUCAUUUCUCUACUCUAAUGGCAUUCUGAAGGGACCGCAGGGAUAGGACACUUGAUUAGAUUUUAUUUAAGGUUCGGUGCAUUCUGAUUGUUCCUGCAUGAGGCUUCUAUAAAGGUCCAAUAUUAUGGAAAAUAUUUUUUAUAUAUAUAACGAUUCCUCAUCAAAAACAUAGCUGUAGUUGUUUUGUUUCUGCCUUCAUCUCCAAAGCUCAAAAUACUCUGUUCCACCUCGUGUUGUCAUGAAGCGGUAGUUUUCAAGUUAACAGCUACCUUUUAUCGUUAGUUCAGGAGAGAUUGGCAAUUCCAGAACUGAAGUGAUUCUAGGGAAAGUGUAUGGAGUUUAAAAACGCAGGUAAUACCUUCUGAUGUGUUACCACAUGACCUCACAAGGUGGAACAGUGUAUUUUCAGUUUGAGUAAAGAACAAAUAAAUAUGCAAAUAUGGAUUUGUGUGUUAAACAUGGGGUGAAUGGAACAAAACACAACUCCAGGUAUGUUUUUGAUGAGGAAAAAACAUUCUAACAGAUCAGAAAAUGCCACAAUAUAGGCCCUAUAAUCAGUAGCUACUUUCUCCACAAAUUGGAGUCUAAAUUUAGCAACGAGAAACAGCACCAUUGGCAACUUUCCCUCUGCCCAUGAUGAAGCAGGACUGGUUAAGAGACUAUUGUAAUUGUUGUCUGGAGCAGCACAGAUCAGAAUGCGUGCAGUGUGCAUGGUCAAUGUUGUAGUGUUUAUUUCAAUUAGAGUUUUAUAGAGAAAUGAUUGCAUACUAUUACAUAUGUUACUUAGUCAUUCCAUGUUUGAUUUGCAUGUUUGCAUUUCCACAUACUGUUAAAGGUGCAUUAUGGAACUUUUCUGGUCGACGGCCUCCAUGGAGAUGUUCCUGCUUUGCCUGGAAUAUUUCAUAGUAUGGCAUUAAACAUCUAGCUUGUUUUAUCAUCAAAGAAAUGUGUAGGAAAAAAAUGCAUUGUAGCUGUGAGAAGGGUUGCUUCUCCAGAGAUCUGACCUGUAAAUUGACCUGGUGAUGUUAGUGCUUGUGUCCAGAUUAGGGUUAUCAAAUAUCAAAAAUCAGGUAGUAAUCGAUACUAAAACUAGUAUCGAAAUAAAAUACUCACUUGCUCAAGUGAGUAUCUAGUAUCAAUACUAAAGUCACUUUCAUAGGACAGAAAUGAACCUUUCGAAAAUAGCUUUAGAAUAAUCUUGAGUUGAGUAUAACACCAUAUAGAUUAGUUUAUGCCCAUGGACCACUAUGGAACCUACCUGGAUGACUGAGAAAUUACACAGAUGUAAGGCCACAUCAAAGAUAUUACAAUUUAAUGUUGAAAAUGGCAUUUUAUUGUCUAAAUAAAGAGUGUUUUUAUUAUCAUCAUGGUAUUGCAGUCUGUAUCGAAGUUUGAAAUUUUAGUGUUGGGACAACACUACAGUGUUGCCAGGUGUGCGGUUUUCCCACGGAAAUGGCCGCUUUUUAAGAGCUGCUGCGAGUAAAAAAUAUUGUCCACAGGUUUGGCCAGAGCUAUUUUUACAUGUAAAAUGUAUUGGUUUUAGAAGAACUCAAUUUAAAGUCCAGAAUUUCUUUGACAAAGCUUCAUAACCAAAGCGCUCUGUGGAAUUUCUGUUUGUGAAAGAGGAGAGGGGCAGGGCUGUUUCACCACAGCAACGUUACUUUCAUAAAUCCGGCUAUGCAUUAUAUGGGUUUUAAACAGUUUUCAGACACUCUUGUUGAGUUGCUGAAGCCUGGCGACCCUGCAAUACUAGUCCAGAUGAGUACAUUUGCCAUAUCAUUCCAGGUAAAGCAAUAACUCCUCCAUGGUGAUAAGCAGGGAGCUUUUUUACCAGAAAGGUUUCAUUUUUCACCUUUAAGUAGAACAGCCACUGCCCUUUGCUAGUCCACAAUUUUGUAAGAAUAUACGCAAGUUUAAUAUAACAGUUUGUGUGUUUGUGUGUGUGAGAGAGAUUUUUGAUUCCUUCUGUCAAAUAAAAUGGUCUCUAAAGUGUCAAAAUGUAAUUUAUGGACUGUAAAGUGGCAUUUGUGGUUUCAUAAGAUUGCCAGGGUGACAAAAAAUACAGAAACCUCUAGUGAUGGACAUACUAAAAAGUGAAUUGUCCAAUAUAUGCAAGUAAUUACAAUUUUGGUUCCUUAUGGUUCUCAUCUAACAAAUGCCUUUUAAUUGUAUAGGCAAUAUUCAGAGCAAAUGCCUGAACUAGUGAUGGUAUCGGAUCGAAUCACCCAUGUAAUACUAUGGCAAGUACAGUGAUAUUGAUUCAAUAUACUGUUUGUUAAAUACAUUGAAACUCCUCUAGUAUUAAGAAUAUAACCGUAUUUAUGUAAAGAUAUACUAAAAUAUAAAAGAAAUGAAUGUAUUUCAAAACUAAAAUUCUAAUUUUAUGUUGUUGUUUUUUUUUUUUGGGGGGGGGGGGGGGGGGGGGGGGGUUUGCAUGAGAAUCUACUUUUUAUGCUUGAUCAAUAUCGAUCAUUUUGGUAUUGGUUUGCCAUUCACUACCCUAAACCUGCGCUAAAAGAAAUUAUUAUGUUGGUUUUCUGUUAUUUUAAACAAUUUUCAUUUGGGAUACAAUCUGUUUGAACUGCAUUGUUUUGAAACUAUUAGAGUUUUCAGUUCUCUAUAUUAAAGUGAAACUAAAAACUAAAUCUACUUAUUUUGUUACUGUGCAUAUGGUGUUUAGCAAACUAGGUAAAUUUGUUUGCAACUUUUUUUUUACUUUGCUACAAAUAAGGUGUUUAGAUGUUUAGUCCCUCUUUAAUUGACAACUGAAAACUGACUUCCAACAUGACCGAUUAAAAAGGGAAAUGUCUUAGUACCCUAUCCUCUCAUCCAGUGCUAUGGCUGGCUCCAGUGACACCAUGCCUUAUCUGACUCCCUAAGUCCUGGUCCCAUCAUGCAUCGUACCUGGUGAGAAUGUUCCUCUGCAGUGGCUGUCUCUGCUCCUCUUUAUCUCAUCUUUAAUCUGGCAUUUUGAAUGGACUCUUUACUUUCACUUGUGUGUAC